This is a messenger RNA of Hydractinia symbiolongicarpus, 2100 nucleotides long. RefSeq names its product craniofacial development protein 1-like. Lineage: Eukaryota; Metazoa; Cnidaria; Hydrozoa; Anthoathecata; Hydractiniidae. Bases 121 to 1587 code for a protein of 488 amino acids. The record is from RefSeq and is a predicted model, not a curated record. The transcript is spliced from 9 exons.
GCAAAAAGGCAUGCGUCACAGACAUGGGCAUAACAAAAGCUUGGCUAGCUGGUCCCAACCACCAGAAAGAUAUAUUUUGUUAAUGUGUCUAGCUAGAAUCUUUAUAUACUCAGCAUUACAAUGGCAAUGGUUUUUGAUUCUGAGGAAGAGCAGGAUAUUGAGGGAAUGUUGGAUGAGAGUGAUGACGAUGAUGAUGAUUAUGUGCCGGAUGGAGGUAACUCAGAUUCUGAUCCAGAAUAUGGAAAAAGAAAAAGAAGAUCAUCGCGCUCUUCUCCAAAUAAAAGAAGCCGGUCAACCCGCAGUACCUCAUCAGAAAAAAAGUCUCCAUCAAAAACUCUCUCAAAAAGAGGGAGAAAGCCUAAAUUGACUGAGAAACCUGAGAAACGUGGACGUGGAGGGUCAUCAUUGAGGAGAAGUUCACGUAGCACACGUGUUCGGGCUGUGUCCUAUGCUGAUGCCGAUGUUUCCGGUGAAGAAUAUUAUGACGAAGAAGAAUUGUUCGAUUCAGAUGAAAGCAACGAGGUUUAUGAACACAAAAGCAGCAGGAACCAGAAAAAAAAUGAGGAACGAAAGAAACAUGUUGAUGAUUUGUGGAGUUCCUUUAAGAACGAUGUCAAUAAAAAGGACGAAAAGGUUUCUGGCAGUAUGAACACUGAAAGUGUUAAGUCUGAUGAUAAAAAUGAUACUACCAUAAUAAAAGACAGUAAACAAGAAAACAGAGAAGUACUAAAUAAUACAAAUGAUAAUAAAACAUCACAUAAUGCGACGGAUGGAAUGGAGAGCGGGAAAAGUGACUCAAAGGAAGGGGAAAACAAAACACAUGAAAUAAAAGAUGAAAAUGUGACAGCUGAAGAAAAGAUAAAGAAAGAAACAAACAUAAUUUCAAAGAGCGAUGUUGGUGUUAAAAAUGACAAUAAAACAAAAGAUAAUAAAGAUAAUGAGAAAAAUUUAGUAAAAGACAGUUCAAGUAGUAAAAAUCAAAAUAAGGAUGACUCAGAAUUAACUGUGAAAACUGAAAGUAAUACCACAAAGCCCCCUGCUUCAUCUAAUUCUGAAAGUGAGAGCAAAAAAAUUACAGCGCCAAUUGAAAAAGAUGAUAAAACGAAAACAGAUGCACCUACUCAAAACAAGCUGAAAGAAACCAAUAAAAUUGAGAUUCCAAGCACAAGUGGGAAAGUUAAAAUUACUCAGGUGUAUGAUUUUGCUGGAGAAGAGAUCAAGAUUUCAAAGGAAGUUAAUGUCGGCUCAAAAGAAGCCAAACAAGCGGGAGAAGAGCGAACAGCAAAGAAAUCUGACGCAACGAAGCCAUCCUCAUUGAGUGGAAUCAGUAAUAUUUUAUCUUCAGGUGUGAAGAAAAGUGGUGGUUUGUCCAGUGUGUUGGGAGCAAUAGACAAAAAGAAGAAAAUCAGCGUUUUAGAUAAAUCUAAGUACGACUGGGACAAUUACAAAAGUGAAUCGGGAUUGGAAGACGAACUGAGGUCGAACAGAAAUUCCGGGUAUUUGGAUCGUCAAGAAUUCUUACAACGUGUUGAUUUUAAACAAUGGGAAAACGAAAGAGAAAUGCGUUUGUAUUCAAACAAGAAAUGAUAAACUGACGCAAGUAUUUGUGGACUUUUACAGAUGAAGAAGAAGAAGAAGAAAGAAAUUUUGUUGUGUCUGGUUAAUCGCUAAAGCCAUAAAAAGAUCUUCUUUGCGUGCAUUUCUUUCGUGUUUAUUUCCUCUGUUUUUUUAGUUUAUUUAUCUCCCAAAGUUGUCUAUAUUUAGUCCCUUAAUGUAAAUAUUCCAAAAAUAUCCCUAUCAAUCUAUCAUAUAUAUAUAUAUAUAUAUAUCAGUGACCAGCCAAGCUUUCAAUGUAUUUUGAGGCUUCAAGCAAUUCACCUCGAGUGACGCUUCACAAUGACUUGUAGUCCCGAUAUGUUUUUUAUGUUUCUUCUUCUUUUUCCGAGGUUUGGCGUUCUGUUUGUUAGCAAAAAUUUAGUGUGUUUUUGUGUGUGUUAGUGAUGUGUCUGUGGUAGUGGAUAGUGUUUGCUUUUAUUUUUUAUAUACACCUUAAAACGGCUGUGAUGUUUUUAGACGAAGAGAUAUUAUUUGAUGAUUUGA